AUGAAUUCUGUCACUGAUAAACCUAACAGUGCGAUAGACUUAAAUAAAGAAUCAAGUAAUAAUAAUGCUACCCAACAAUUUUCAUCAGUGUCUUCAGAUAAUAAUUUGUGCAAUAACAUUAAUGAGAAUCAGGGGAUAAAGCGUCAGACUUCAAAAGAUAGUUGUACAAAUAAAAAGAAAAGGUGUUUUGGCAAAAGUGAUGAUAAAAUCAAUUUAAGAGAAGAAAGAUUUUCAGAUGACAGUACAGUAGAGGAGGAGAAAGAAGUUUACUCUUUAUUAGUUUCAAAUAUGCCUUACCAAUGGAGUUGUGAGCAAAUAUCAGAUUAUAUUCAGGAACAUUGUGUUGAGGUGUAUGCAUUAGAACAACUGGAGGGUGGUGAUCCAGAUUCCGGUCAGACCAUAAGGCUUCUAUUUUUGAAUUUUGAGAAAUGUAAUCAGGCACGAAAACAGCUGAAACUGAAAGGAGUUGAAGGGCGAAAGCUAAACGUUAACUUCAGUGUUCCCGAUGACUCUGACAGCGAUGCUGACACAGAAAAAGACGUUCUUCUAGUUAAAAGGGAAAGAAAGUCAUCACUCGCAACAAUUUGGAAACCAGAUUUGGACAUAUGGGGACCUGAUUCAAGUGGAAUGUAUGGCCUUAAAUCAGAAUAUUUAGAAUCGUUGGGAAUUACGCCACCUAUUGAUAAAUGGGUUCAUGUUUCUAAUUUCAGAUGUGAUAAAUCAGAGCUUAAAGAGGUCCUCGAGCUUGCUGGCCAUGUAGUUAUCUGUACUGUAAUAUCAGUCAGUAAUAAGUACGCAAAAGUUAUGUAUAAUCAUCCACUGGAAGCAGUUCAGGCUGUCUCGAUGCUAAAUGGACAGAUAUUCUACGGACAAGUUCUUAAAGUAUCAAUGUACAAGUGUCCAAACAAUGAGAUGAUACUUCCUAAAGGCCUCAUGAAUGUUGGUCCUGGUCUGGGUGAGCAGGGGAAACCGUUAAGAGAUAUUGUUAAACAGUACGAAAGGCAUCUCAAUGGGAAAUCAUCAUCUGUUAAUCAAUCGAUUUUCAUAGACACUAGAGAUAAUACAACAAAUAAAACUUCUACACCCAACAGUGAAAAUAGAGACAGUAUAAUGACUAUAAAUACGGAUUUAAAUAGUAAUUCUCUAGAAAAGGAAAUUGAUUCUAAUAAAUCACAUGAUACAAACAAUGAAACUAAUAUUUCCCAGUUUGUACCAAGUGAUCAAACUGGUGGAAAUAAGGAAACCAUUACCAGACCAGUAAAUAAUUGUACAAAACAAUUUCAGCCACAUUAUCCAAUGGUCUCAGCAGGUUCAAAUUCAGCUUCAACGCACUCUGGUGGCGGUAACUGGGCUUCUGCAAUAACUGUUACUCAGCCUUUUUCAAGCAACCCUAUCACAAAUCCACAAAGAAAUACUGCAUACAUGUCCGGCCCCGCAGGACCAAGAAAUGUUCAUCCACAAUUCAACGUCCCGGAACUCAACCCAUCUCAGAAAAGUUCGAUACCACGAUUCUCUGGCCCUUCUGCUAUGAAUUUUCCGGUAAAUAAACCCUUGACGAGGUUUUCUGGUCCCACACCACGACCCUCUUGUACUAUUCCAAGGCCUAAUGGUCCGCAAUAUAACAAUCUUAAUCCCAUCCGAAAUAGUGCUGUGUGUGCUCCAUACCAGGGUGUAAGAGGUCCUGGACCCGGCCCUAAUGUAUGUCAAACUGGUUCCAAUUCUUGGGGUAACUCUGGUCCGAGUUUAAAUAAUCCCGUAUGCAGGCCUAGUAUUUCGUCAAAUGUUCCACCAACACAAAUGCCCAUUGCUGAAGCUAAUCGACCCAUAUGUGCACCACAGCAACAAUACAAGGGGACAACCUCUUCAACAGUGGAACUGAGCAAUCUUCCCCUGUCAACAACUUUCCCCCUCCUGUCGGAAAAAUUAGCGCAAGUGGGUCAAGUGCUAUCACUAGAGCUGACGACUACAGGCUGCGCAGUGGUCCGCUUCGCAAGUCCCGCUCACGCUGAGAGAUGUUACCAGCAUUUCAACAAGAUGUGUGUUAUGGGAAAUUACAUACAAGUAAAAUUCAUAUAA
Parnassius mnemosyne (clouded apollo) is the source of this 2076-nucleotide messenger RNA. NCBI's taxonomy places the organism in Eukaryota, Metazoa, Arthropoda, Insecta, Lepidoptera, Papilionidae. The record is from the annotation of a GenBank genome assembly.